AUGGCUCUCGACUCUGUACAUAAGCCUCGUCCGAGCUUCCAAUUCAUCCCAUCAAAUGGCAACCGGCCUCUGGAAACUCAAAGCCCAUUAAAGCCCCGUUUGGGUCGAGUGACGCUUUCUCGCCCAGGGUCAAACUCGGUAUCUCUUGAAACACCUAAUCUCUUGACUACUACCUCUCGGGGCUUGAUACCACAUCUAUCACGCGACCAUGUCGGAUUGACGAAGGCCAUCCGAUGGACGCACAUACCCUUUGAAUCAUUCCUAGACCGCACACCACCGGUACCCACUUUGCAAAGCGGAACGACCCCUUUGCACACAUUCCUGGGAUAUGCCCCCGAACAGAGUAUAUUGAGCAUGUCGCUUCGGGAUCCGGCAGAUGACAGAGAGAUGCCCCCGAAUGGCCACGAUUUUGUCUCUGCCUACUGUAUUCGUGGCGUAAAGAAGGUAUCCCCUCAGCUAUAUCGCUCCUUGGUACUCUCAACGAAACCGGACUUGGUAGUUGCUCUGUCGGAUACGCCCUUUACACCCCACCCUCAUUCGCAAAAGCGUCUCACCAAAAGCAUCGAGCGGAGCCUGGCCUGGAUUUCGGGUUUAAUCGGUCAGCCACCACCCGCGGCGCCCCAGGAUCCUACCAAUGCUCCUUUGGCGACGACGACGGGAGCCCUUGCGGCGUCUCCACUAGCACCGGAGCUUGGCAGUCCUGCACAUCAACUCAACGUACUGGUUCACAUGGCCGGUGGGACCGCCCUUCCGGCUCGGCAAGCGUUUAGCGAAGGGUUGGUGGAGAUGUUAUUCGGCCCAGAGCACGAAGCCAUCAAGCCAUAUCAGCGGCUGAGUGACGGCGUUUGCGGGUUCAAAUUCGAUCUGGCCCCCUUGCGGAAUGCAUUGCUCGCCGAGAAAGGUAAUAGCAUUGCUACGGAAGACGGCACGGCCACUCAAGGCUCUGGACCCUCGUCGAGGAAGGCAAAACAAGACAGUGCUGUGGUUACGCAACAUGCCAGGCUGCUGGCCAUGAAAUCAGAUCCAAGCAUAGCGAUCCCCACGUCAGCGCUCGUUCCCCUGCUGCGCGCCUCCCUCGGACCACUCGUCGAGGACCAAUUGACCCCACGUUCGGCGCCUGCCAAUCGCGACAAGAUCCGCAUUGCAAACACCGCCAAGGGACCACACGAGAUGCUUCAGCUUAUAGCGGAAGUCGGUAUCGACCUCUUUGACGCGCGCUGGGCUCAACGUGCGGCCGAUAUCGGGGUCGCGCUGGACUACGUCUUCCCUGCCCCGGCCUCGACGGAUGCGAAGAAGCACGGACCCGCUGUGAGAACUGGCGGAAAGCGCGACCUCGGGCAUAACCUGUACAGUCCGGCGUACGCGCACGAUUUCGGACGCCUUUCCGCGGAAUUCGCGGAUGGAUUGAGCGCAUCGGGUUCUGCAGACGGAGAUAUCAAGGUCUGCCCGUGCGCUUCUUGCUCCCCAGUGUCCGAUCCGGCGGGGCCCAUCGUCCACAGCCGCGUUGACAGUGAACGUGGUGCCGCGGCGCGAUCUUCGCCACCGUCGUUCGAUCCGCCGUUCUCCCGGGCGUACAUACACCACCUCUUGCACACGCAUGAGAUGUCUUCGCACGCGCUGUUGGUGAUGCAUAAUCUUGCGGUGAUGGACGAGUUCUUUCGGGGCGUUCGAAACGUCAUUGCACGUUCGCCGUCCUCUGAUGUUGCCGACUUUAUUUCCGAGGUUGAGCGUUUUGGUGAAUUCUACGACGAAGAGAUGACGGUGUUUGAGGAGGCGAGAAGCGCGUGGCGCGAGGUGGAGCUUGCGAGAGGACGAGGACGUUUAGCAAGAGAGCGCGAGAAGGAAAAGCAGGAAGAGGCAACUGUUGGAACCGUUGUCAACUUUGAAUGAAGAACAACGUUCUCUCCUCCACGAAAGCGCGCCAAGUGACCGUCCACGCCUGUGACGAUGUCAUUGGUGAUGAAUGCACGUUAUGGUCGCCUAUGUUGACAGAACCGAAACUCGCGGUCUCCGGCGAGCGUAUUCCGCGAGGAGCCGAUUGUUCCUGUCUCCGAUUGCGAUGCUAUGAUGUUGAAAAGGUUAGGCGUGCCCUCGUGCUCCCGUCUUGGUUUCGGGCAGCGCAGAACGAAGCAAAACACUGAAGCGAAUGGUCCCUUGCCGUUGCAGCGGUUGACAGUUAUACGGUAGUUGAGAGCAUCUUUGCGGAGGUCAACCCAACCAGGCAGGCAGAGCCAAUUCGUCCCAUGUCGAUUGCCAGGCAUCUUGAUGAACGUUUCCCAUUGUAUGCAGGUAGUCAAGGCAGAGUGGCAGUAACCACCGCUCGCUGAUUAUCUUCCAAGGUAAAUGCAGGAUUGGGUAGAAUGUUCUGUCUGGCUGGAACCAACGCGCAAACUCCGCAUCUCGGCGUGCCCUACAGAAUCCGGGAGUGUGACAGCUUGGUCGCAGGCGUUGAAACAACGCAGGAUGCAUGCGAAUUGGGCUUGUUUCAACCUACGCGAUGCUUCCAAAAAGAUCGACACUUGUUGUUGCUAGGCUCUAGAAGCUUCGUAGGUAGCCAAAAGCUGUCGCUCACAAAGAAGAGAGCCGGUAUGAUGCUGUAAAUGCGACGCUGGAUCGCAAAUCCGGCAAACUCACAUUCCUGAUCAUCGUUAACCGGUCC
Molecule: messenger RNA, 2659 nt
Organism: Punctularia strigosozonata HHB-11173 SS5
Lineage: Eukaryota; Fungi; Basidiomycota; Agaricomycetes; Corticiales; Punctulariaceae
Exons: 4
Coding region: 1-1890 (629 amino acids)
Molecular function (GO): pentosyltransferase activity
Source: RefSeq, a predicted model, not a curated record